Molecule: messenger RNA, 3783 nt
Organism: Durusdinium trenchii
Lineage: Eukaryota; Dinophyceae; Suessiales; Symbiodiniaceae
Source: the annotation of a GenBank genome assembly
AUGGCUUCGGCCCUCGAUAGCGAGGCCGCCUUUCUAGAGAGGUUGCAGCAUCUGGGAGUUUCUGAUCCGCUCAAGCAGGAGCUGUUGAGUCAGGGAUUCACGACGUUCGGCGCUUUAGCAUUCGCUGUGUCGACGACACCACAGGCCCUCACGGAUGAGGCCCUCGAUCAGUGGAUUAAGAAGUUGACGGCCGAAGUUUUGACUCCGUUCCAAAUCUCUUGCUUACGACGGCUCGUCUUCGAAAGCCAGGCUCUGGCGAUCAGCGACUUGCAACGCAGAGUUGAGCCCACCAGUGAUGCAGGUGGAUUGCUGCCGAAAAAGCUUCCGAUCGCCGAGCGACAAGCUCGACAACAAGAGCAAGAGGCCCGCCUGGCCGGUGUCAUAUUCUCGCCAGAAACUCAACCGUCGCACUCUUUAGUGGACACUUGUGUGCACAUGAUCGACCAAAACGUGCUCACAUGGCUCAAACCCGAGGAGUGCACCUCCCGCGCGCAGGAAAUCCAGAGCCUCAAAAGGGAUCCGAAAGUGUCGCUCGAUUCCGAGGGAAACCUCAAGAUAUCGGCGAAGCCCAGUGCCUUGACUUGUUCGGUUGCGACUGCCCUGGAUCUCCGAAACGCUUGGCAGCGUCGCUCCCUCGCGUUUGAUCAAGCCCGCAUUUGUUCAUUCCGUGUCAUGGAAACAUGGGUCCAGCACUUGUUCUUGACGCAUGAUCGUGUGCAGCCAUCAGGAUUCGCUGCCGUGUCCACUGCUCAGAUGAUCGAAUGUGAUAAACAGCUGUUCAUCCGUGCUUCCAACCAGUUGGUUGGCGGGCUGCAAGUGUUGCCAGGAGCUCCGCGUCCUUUAGAUGCAGUUCUCACCAGCCUGAUGCAUUCGCCUGAUCUCGCCACGUUCCUGCUCCCAUUGCCUCAGAAAGCAUCACAGUCCAACAAGCCUGCCAAGCGACAGGCCAGUGCCGGCGCAUCGACUCCGCCCCCAGCCAAGAGGCCCACCAAGGGCAAGGGCAAAGGCCGAGGAAAAUCGCAAUCAUCCAGUCCCACCUACGAUCUCCCGGCAGGAUGUGUUGCCAAGACGCCGGACGGUAAGCCACUCUGUUUUGCUUACAACCGAGGCAUUUGCAAGUUCAAGGGCUCAGGCCCGCGGUGCGCACGAGGCUAUCAUCUGUGCUUCAAGGCGGGAUGCCACAAAGCCAAGCCGUACCAUGAGUGUGGUCACUCAGCCGAUGUGGAUCACGUCCUUUGUAAUGCAAAGGUCCCCGUGGUCUUGUUGGAUCUCACCACGGCCGGUCAUCAGAGGUUGCUCCUUGAUUUGUUGAAGCAGUGUCCUCCCGCAUAUGUCCAUUUUGGUCUGCCGUGUGGUACCGCUUCUCGGGCGCGUGAUCGACCGAUCUCUGCCGCCCAUCAACAGGCUGGAGCUCCAUGUCCGCCGCCGUUGAGGUCCGCCGAUUUUCCACCCGGUCUGCCUUCCAUUUCGGCCGAGUCAAUUUCCGGAAUUCGUUUGCAGAAAGCCAAUGCAUUGUACGAUUUUGCACUCAUCAUUUUCCAGAUGUUACUCCCGAGGCGCACCAUCUUCAGUUUUGAAAAGCCCGCUCGUUCUUGGUUUUGGAGUGCCAUGCUUGCUCUUGCUCGUCAAAAGGGCGAUCCUGAUCUGAUCACCGCUUGGGACCGCUUGGAAGACAUCAACUUCCAUGCUUGUUGUCAUGGAGGCAGCCGCAAGAAAGACACUCGCUUCAAGGCCACUCCGGGGGUUUUUACUAAACUGAAUGCCAUUUGCCAGAACGAUCAUCCCCAUGAACCAUUUGCCCUUCGCUUCGAGUCCGGUCGAUGGGUCUUUGACACCGGCAGUGAAGCCGCUUACCCGGCCUUGUUGGCGGAGCGCAUGGCCGCCGCAGUUAAGUCCCAUCUCCUGAGUCAAGGACAGGCCUUUCCGGAUAGACCUCCUCUUCGAACUCAAACCUUAGCCUUACAGCAUCGUCAGCACAAAUCUCGUCCGCAGCUCAUCCCCGAGUUUGCUCAAAUCGUGUGGCUGCCUGACGAUGCACCUAUUCCCUCACAGGGCAAGCUUUUACCUCCGGGUUCUCACGGGGGAAAAGUACCGGAGGAACACGAACCACCCGAUAGCAAACGUGUGGGUAUAUUCCAUACCCCGGAAGAGUUCGUCGCAAAAGCAAUGAUGGCCAAGCAUCCGAUGGAUGAAAGGGGAAUCGAGAAGAUUACCCUCGAAGCUUUAGACUUUGUGAUGAACUCGGACCCGAAGCUGGUUGACAUUGAGAAGAAGAAGAACAUCCUAAAGGCAAGAAUCUUGGCUAAGAGGCUCGAAGCGGAAGAAAGCGUUCUCCACAAAAAUCUCGACCCAUCUGUGCAGAAAGUGGUACAGGACAAGAAGAUUCUUUUGUGGAAAAAGCUCUUGGAGGAGGCAAAUUAUGAUGACAUGGAAGUGAUAAAAUUUAUGACGGAGGGUGUGCCUCUGGUGGGAACCCACGACCACCCAGAAUGCUUCAAGAAGAAGAUCAAGAUGGCCGAAAUCUCGGAGGAACAGCUGAGGAGCACUGCAAGAUGGAGGAGAAAAGCCUUGAUCGCCAGGAGACCUCAAACCGAGGAACCUGGAUUCGCAGAACACUUGAGGGAGACGGCAAGUGAGGAAGUAGAUCUUGGAUUCUUGCAGGGCCCUUUCAAAUCCGAAGAGGAAGUGACAGCCAUCUUUGGUCAUGACAAUUGGAGCGCGCAGCUCAAUGCCGCCUACACGUCCACGAUCUGUUUGGAGCUCCAAGAUGCGGACUACGUCAUAGCAUUGGCGACGCUCUUGGGAGAAAAGCCAGACUUGAAGUGGAUGGGUAAAUGUCUCGACCUUUCAAAGGCGUAUAAGCAGUUGCCAGUGAAACCCGAACACCGUGACUUGGCAGUGGUUCAUUUUAAAAGUCCCGAUAACGAAAAUUUGUUCUACGUGCCGAAUUCGCUCACGUUUGGAUCCACAGCAGCGGUCUUCGCCUUUAACAGGGUGUCGAGGAGUCUUUGGUUCUUGCUGAACACAUAUCUAAAGAUCCCAUCAGCCUGCUAUUUUGACGACUUCCCUUUGUUUUCCCCGACCAGCUCGGCCGAGAGAACAGACGCUCAAGUGUCAGAGUUCCUUAACCUUCUAGGCUGGCGCCACAGCCAGACGGGGGCCAAGGGUCUGCCUUUCGCCGAAAGCUUUGAUGUUCUCGGAUUCACCUUGAACCUCGAUCAGCUAAAGGAAGGUGGUGGCCUGAUCCUUGAGAACAAGCCCGGGAGGGUCGACAAGAUGAAACAAAAGAUCUUUCAAGUGAAGGAGAAUGGGAUCAUGAAGCUCCAUGAAGCGCAAGAGCUCCACGGGCUGCUCAAUUUCGCUUGCGGCUACUUCGCCGGACGGCAGUUGCGAUACGCCUGCCAAAGGAUCUUCGGCUUUGUUGAGCAGGGGCGGAGCGGAGGCGAGCCCUUGAGGGUGUGGUGUGAUGAGCUCCUCACCUUGUUGGAGCAGUCCAAACCUAGAUGCAUUCCGAGGGUCCCCAAGAUUCAUUCGAUCUUGAUCUUCACUGAUGGGUCGUACGAGUCCCACGUGGGGGGCUUGGGCGCGUGUAUCUUUGACUUGGCCUCGGACGAGAGGUUUGUCUUCGAAAGUGAAGCGCCAAAGAACCUUUUGGAUCGUUGGGCCAAGGCCGUUGGUGACCAGCUCAUCUGUCAAAUAGAACUCUUCGUGAUGGUGCUUGUCAGAUGGGAGUUCCGGCAUCGCCUUGCCUUUCGACGUGCGCUUCUUUUCGUAGACAACGAG